GCCACGCUCGGAAGACGACGCGAUAACCAAAUCUAUUCCAAUUAAGCUUUCCAUAAUUAUAGUAAAUACACAAUAAACUGUGCAGUGCAAACAAUUACUUAACUUACCGUUUCUGCAUAAUAGCAAUCCUUUAAGAAUACCAUUAAUGCUGAAGAAGUAUGUUUAAAGUAUUAUGUAUACUCUUAUCUCUGCUGGUUCUAUCAAGAAGCCAAAAACAAAGAUGCGACCAGACUCCACCGCAAGCAACUGUAAUUACUCCGUCAGACAAUAUGGGAAUCUAUCGUAUGAGUAUCAGCACCAAAGGGAAUGAUACCAACAUCUACCGACCGGAUCAGACAUACGUUUUGAAAUUAACAACAAACAACGCGACGCGUCCUUUUCGAUGGUUCAUGAUAACGGUAGAGGAUCCAGAGAUGGAUACUAAUCCGGAGUAUGAUCCGAAAUUGGUGGACGUAGGCAGCCUCAAAACAAUUGACACGAACAAGCAGUCCCGAUAUAGUGAGAGAUGCUAUAAUUCUGUAGAAAAUACUGAUAACUCUGAUAAAUAUAAAGUUGAGAUUCACUGGGUAUCACCGAAACAAAAUGCACGAAGACAGACAGUUAGACUUCGCGCUAUGGUGGCAGAGAAUAAAGAAGUUUGGCACGUAGGAGAAAACCUUACCAUCACCUUGGAGAAGGAUGAUCGCCGACCCCUGGAUAGCCCUCCCUAUUCUCCUGAACCAAAUUGUAAUUUGUGCAGUGAGGCACAAUAUGAGGUUAUUUUCAACGGACGCUGGUCGAGAAUGACUCAUCCACGCUACUACCCAAGCAAGCCAGAUGACAAUGGUUAUAGUCAUUUAGUGGGAGCCUCCCAUUCUUUUUCUCACACAAUUUGGCAACCUGGAGAUCAAGCAUCGCCGGGGCUACAAAAAUUGGCAGAGGAAGCGGAUAUAAGUUUAAUUGAAAGGGAAAUUAUUGAUUCUAUGUCGCCUCUAAACGGUACAAGGACCCUGAUAAUAGGGAAACGUCGUUUUCACCCAGAUAUGGGUGAACCAUCCCAUUCUUUAUUUCGUGUGGAUAAUGUUCACCACCUAUUCUCAUUGGUAGUAGCAAUAAAGCCAUCUCCAGAUUGGUUUCUUGGAGCAUACAAAUUUGAACUUUGCACUAACAUUGGAUGGUUGAAGGAAUCUGAGAUUCCACUCUUUCCGUGGGAUGCGGGGACUAUGGAUGGAGUCUCUUAUGAGUCUGUCCCAUCGAUAACUCAGCCGCGUGAUGUCGUGAGUCGCGUGGCUGUGGGUUCAUUCAACAAGGAGUCGCCCUUCUACCAAAUGAAUCUAAACGAGAUGAAACCUUUCGCCUUGUUACAAGUCAGACUCUUAAACGUCUUUCCUUUAGUUGGGGCUGAAUGUUCUCAAGAAGAUUCGGUUUUCACAUGCUCUGAAGUGCAAAAUGAUCAACAGGAAGAACAGAGAGAGAACCUAGAGGUAAAAGAAGAUGAAAAGGAGGAGCCCAUGAUAUCAGAAUUAAAAAUAGCAGAAGAGUGUGUCGCGAGUGAGUGGGGGGAGUGUCUUCUUAAAUACCGUUUAGAAGCUGGCGGUAAUUAACAAAUGUAUAGUGGAAUAAAAUUAUAUGUUAGAAAUAAAUUAAUAAUAUUAUGAAUAGGCACACAACUGUUUACUAUUUACCGAAACAGAAGAAGUUUAAUUCAGGUACUAUGUCACCGUUCUGUGACACCGAAUGCAGUUUUAAUUAUUUACUUCCAGUAUUAAGGUGGAUAGCAAUUAAUACAAAAGACGAAAUGAUGGAAAUUAUGACGCGUUUCGCUUGUGACCUUGAAUGAAUUCUAAAAUUAAUCUCUGUUCAUUUCUAGACACGCGACACGAUCCGUCGUUCGUUUUACCAAUUACAAACAAGUGUUUGUAUUGUUCUACAGAGAUUAUUAUAGAAUUAUAAUUAUUUGUCAAUAAAUACUUAUAAGCCUUACUUAGUUAAAUAAUCUUUCGUCGCGUUAGAGUGAUAAGAAUAGGGGCUUAUAGCAUUUUAUUCAACACGAGGCUAACGGGCAGGAGGCUCACCUGAUGUUCAGUGAUACCUUCGCCUCACUCACAUUGCCAGAAGGCUCGCAAGUGCGUUGCCGGCCUUUUAAGAAUUGCUGGGCACUUUUAUUGAUGAAUCCUUAGUCGAAUUGGUUCGGAAAUACUUCAGAAGACUGCUGGUUCCACAUAGUGGUGCUUCACGGCCAAAAAUGCCUUAAUAAACGCUGGCAGUUGUGGAACGACGGAUGUCGAGGUGAUACGGAUGGUAUUUUGUAUUCUACCUUAACGUCCGAUGAUGAAACUCAGCUGCAGGUAUUAGUCCGAACAACUCCUCUGAACACCCUUCAUGGUAAAUGCGGUAGAAGAUGCAGAUAGACUAUUCGGCUAAGUGGAAGGAGCUGGUACCGGGGAGAUACCACUGAGAGGUGAAAACAGUACACUACUUGUGGGGCCGAAUUUGCGCUUUAUGGAGUUGCAAGCGGUGGCCCGGAGUGAAGUACCGUUUCGCCUUGGAGAGCACACCGAGCUUCUUAGAGGCUAACUUAUCCUUUCCUUCCAAAUGACAGUGAAACUUGUAUCUUCUUUAGAUUAAAUUGGACUACAUUCAGUCUACCCGAAUCCGAGCCCGAGUCUCCACGUAGUAGAGUUUCGACUUCAGACACAAGUUUGUUCCGGUACUCAUCGACAACUGCCCGAGAAAUACCUGCCCGGCCUGUGUAAAGAGUAUCCUCAGUGCUGUCGUCCGUAUAGUAAUGAAUGUUGUUAAAUUGCAAUGUAUCAUUGAUAUGCAGAAUAACAGGGUCCAGGAUAGGAUACCGCUUUGUGGAACCCCAGCGUUCACGGGAACAUGCUCCGUCGAUGACGACCUUGACCCGCAGCCAGAGGUCAGAUAUCAAGUAUCAGCCGGGUAGGAUUUCUAAGUCUAGGUAAGAAAGGCCUCUAAAAAAAAUUGUAUUAAUAUAUUGGGAAGUUAAAGAAAAAAAAAUGGUUCUGACUCCCGAAGUGCAGUUAGAAUUUAGAAAUUAAAAUACUGAAUCAGCAAAGAGUUGUUAUUGCCGCAAAAAUACAGUGAACAUAUGCUAAAUAGCAGCUAUUUUCUGUUUCAAAUGCAAAUCCAAAAAUCAGACGUAAAUUCAAAAGCAGGAAAUUGUUCGAAAUAAUUGACAAUCAAUUGUUGUCCCACGUUAGACCAAAUAUACAACUGUGCAAAAUAGGUUAAAAUAUUCAGCAUUUACGUGUAACGAUGUUUUUAGUAACGUUAGCUUUAUUAGGAACUUAGGCAUACUAAAUGUAGUAUGUAAGUUAGCAAGUUCAGUAUUGAGAUGUUGCUAUAUUUUUGUAUAUGAAUAUUAUCUUGUAUAUAUUUAUUUUUAUUAACGCAUACAGCUGUUUUACAAAUAUAAUUAAGUAUCCAACAAUUUAGC
Messenger RNA from Pieris brassicae (large cabbage white), 3439 nucleotides. Its product is annotated as spondin-2-like. The record is from RefSeq and is a predicted model, not a curated record. Bases 159 to 1583 code for a protein of 474 amino acids. Gene Ontology annotation, cellular component: extracellular matrix. NCBI's taxonomy places the organism in Eukaryota, Metazoa, Arthropoda, Insecta, Lepidoptera, Pieridae. Gene Ontology annotation, biological process: cell adhesion. The transcript is spliced from 9 exons.